AAGCACAUUUCCACGCUUUAUUUAAAUUAAAUCCUUAAUUUCCUUAUUAGUAGGUGUUCUACAAAAUAACCUAACCUCAAAAUUUCAUCAUGUCUAAAGGUUUUUCACUUUUAAAGAGAUGUUUACAUUUAUCUCCCAAAAAAUGUUGGAGGGUAUCUGCGAAUCCCGACUUAGAUUUCGCAUAUUUACUAAAUAUAGAUCACACCGCUGAAAUAAAACAGAAUAUCGUAAGGAGGAAAGGUGUUGGGGAUAUAGAGCUUGUAACGGCUUUAAAAAUGGAAUUAGAUAAAACAGAUCCAAGGGCAGCUAAUUACAGCGCGUUAAAGGCACGUUUUUACGCAGAAAGUCUUCGUAUUCCCAAUGAAACUCAUCCUAAAGUUAUACAAUACGGGGAAGAAUCUAAAAUUAUUCGCAAAACUGGUGAAAAAAGAAAAGUUGCUAAACCACUAGAUUUUCAAGAGAUUGCUAAAAAAUUAAAUCUGGUUCGAACGGAAAAGUUAGGAAGUGUUACAGGAAGUCGAAGUUAUUUUCUGCAAGGAGAAGCAGCAGAAUUAGAAAAUGCUUUAAUUAAGUACACUUUAGAUACUUUAAAAAAGAUGAACUUUAAAAUUGUUACUGUUCCCGAUGUUUUACAUCGAGAUGUUAUCGAAGCUUGUGGAUUAAAUACUCGAGGUGAGCGAACACAGGUUUAUUCAUUGGACGAAAGACAUGGAUUAAAUUAUUGUUUAUCUGGAACGUCAGAAAUGGCUUUAGCUGGUUAUUUCAUGAACACUUUAAUCCCAGAAAAAGAACUUCCACAAAGAGUAGCAACUGUAAGUCGUUGUUUUCGAGCUGAAACAUCAGCCCUGGCAGAAGAAAAAGGCAUUUAUAGAGUACACGAAUUCACAAAGGUCGAAAUGUUUAUUGUGUGUCAACCGGAAAAAUCAAAUUUAAUUUUAGAAGAAAUCAGAGAUUUUGAGGAACAACAUUUCAAAUCUUUAGGAUUAUAUUUUCAAACGGUCGAUAUGGCCGCGCAUGAAUUAGGAGCCCCUGCUUAUAGAAAAUACGAUAUAGAAGCUUGGAUGCCUGGUAGAAACAUGUACGGCGAAGUUUCAAGUUGUAGUAAUUGUACGGAUUAUCAAUCGAGGAGGUUAAAUAUCAAAUAUAAAAAUUUGAAGGGUGAUGAAUUAUUUGCACAUACACUAAAUGGAACUGCGUGUGCUAUACCGAGAAUGAUAAUUGCUUUAGUUGAGACUUAUCAGAAUUCAAAUGGUACGGUUAGUAUUCCGAAAGUUUUACAAACUUAUAUGAAUGAUAAAGAAGUAUUUGGGAAACAAAAACGGAUUCCUGAAUUACAAUUAAUCAAAUCGAAAAAGUAAUUUAUAAGGUUUAAUUUAUAUUUGAGAUUUUAAUAUUAAAAAAAUUAAAAAUUA
Messenger RNA from Onthophagus taurus, 1412 nucleotides. NCBI's taxonomy places the organism in Eukaryota, Metazoa, Arthropoda, Insecta, Coleoptera, Scarabaeidae. The record is from RefSeq and is a predicted model, not a curated record.